Hippocampus comes (tiger tail seahorse) is the source of this 3119-nucleotide messenger RNA. It is a transcript of the gene insyn2ab, whose product is annotated as inhibitory synaptic factor 2Ab. The transcript has 6 exons. Lineage: Eukaryota; Metazoa; Chordata; Actinopteri; Syngnathiformes; Syngnathidae. Gene Ontology annotation, biological process: inhibitory postsynaptic potential. Bases 438 to 1823 code for a protein of 461 amino acids. Gene Ontology annotation, cellular component: postsynaptic density. The record is from RefSeq and is a predicted model, not a curated record.
UCGGAUUACAUAACAGCUCAGUGUCAAAUCAUCCAGUCUGUGGAGGACAAGUUAAGGGGGUCUUCACCAGCGAUGCGGACCGCCGAGCGGACUCUCCCCAACAGCUUUCAUGCCAUCCCCCUCCACUCCUCCUCAUUCCUCCUCCUCCCCACCCGCCAGCCCACCCUCUCCCUACCUUCCUCCCUCGCACAUACACACUCGCACUCAGUCAUGAAUGCACAGGGAUUGCAGCAGCGGCAGCAUCAGCAUCAUCAUCAGCAGCAGCAGCAGCAGCACCCCGAGAUGGAGAUCUCCGCUGUGAGCGCCCGUAACCGCUGUCACCGCACCGGCUGCCUUUCUGGCUGGACACAAGCGCGGCGCCCGACGAACGCGCGGAUGGACACGGGGGAGAGGCGCUCGCUUGUCCUUUGCACCUCUGAUCUGUGUCUCAAGGAAAUAUGGUGAGCAAAGAGGACGGCAAAUGCAUGGUUGCGUCAGACUCCGAUGACUCCGAUUCCGACCCGGGCCUCGCGCACAACCUCGACGAGCAGCAGGUGAAGAAGAAAAACAAGGCCUUGCAGGUGCGAUUUCAGGAUAUCUGCGAAGCGCAGAAUGAGUUUCGAGGGAAGCACACCAGAUCCAUUUCCUGUAAAGUGACCCACCGACAGUACAUGACCAUGCCCGCCAGACGAUCCAUCCCAAACGUGACCAGGAGCACUGGCGUGCAGACAUCGCCGGACCUGACCAAACGAUACAAAACUUUUCCCUUUGAGAGGAAAAAGGGCCACACGUUUAAACACGCCGCCCUGGUGGAAGAUUACAGAGGACAAAAUAACGGCUUUUUGAGUGACAUAAAAGCAGUCGGAGAGGACGGGCAACCCAUCGGGGUGACUUCCAAGUACAAGGGUAAGAUUGUGGGGCAGACAAAAGCGUUGCUCCAUCACACCGACGACAGCAGCGAGACGGAGGAUUUAAUUUGCGACGCCAACUGUUUGGACGGACCCUCUUGUACGGACUCGCAUUUCUCGCAAGACUCCCGUCUGAGCAACCCUUCGUCCAAAAGUGAACCGGAACACCAGGACUGCGGCACAAGGACCAAACACAAAGGAUUACACCGAGAGGAAAGCGAUGCCGGCGCCUCCUCCAAGCGUCAGCUGCCUAGCUCGGACGUCGUGAAGGGCCGGGGCCCGGUCGCGUGGAAUUCUUUGACCCGAGUGGAGUCUUUAGGGAGCCCCUCCAAGGCUUGCAAAAGAAAAAAGGGAGCGCAGCCGAGCGAGCAGCAGUCACAGACGCUCCCUCACAGCGCCAAAUGUUCGGCGCAGUCGGAAGGACCGUGUCGGACGAGGCACACGUCGGCGUCCUCUAAACUGCAGCAGACGCCGGGGACGGGCGCGGGCUUCCCCCCGGGAAAUACCGGAGCUGCUCUAGGCGUGGGCGGCGGCCAGCAGAUAAUUCCCUUAUCUGAUGACAAGGAUAUCAAAGCACAGCUGCAGGCGAUGGAGACGCUCAUCAACUCCAGCCAGGAGACCAUCAAGGUCCUGCUUGGAGUUAUUCAGGAGUUGGAGAAAGGCGAAGCCCAGCGAGAGGGGCUCACCUACCGAACAGGACAAGACACGGCGAACUGUGACACUUGUCGAAACAGCGCAUGCAUCAUUUACAGCGUGGAGUUGGACUUUAAGCUGCAGGAGGACAAGCUGCAGCCGCUGAUGAAGAGACUUUGCCCCCAGGACAGCCAACAAUGUCCCUCCCUGCCUUACUCCAACGAAGUCUUCACAUCCACUCCCAAACGCAAGUCCAAGUCUGACUCUAAGAAGCACGCCCGCUGGAAACUGUGGUUCCUUUGAAUGGAACAUGAAUGCUUUGGAAACGGCCUUUUAUCGGGCGCCCUAAUAUCCCGUGCUCGUCUCAAAACGGAUAAACGAAUAUUCCGGAGGAGGAAUCAAGCCAAGAGGAUGGAUAAGAGUACAGUAGAGAACCGUUCAUUUUUGCGGGGUUCUGAGCUGAGACUGCACGUCAAGUCAGCGGGGAGAAAACAAAACACACAAAAAAAUAAAUAUAUCUUUCAAACUAUGCCAAACGUUUUUCUGGCUCAUUAGCUGGAGAGGACGGAUGAACACCUGCAAAUCUAGCAGACCGCUUGGCAACAAGAGGAGACGCCACGUGAAGGGGGUUAGGAGGGGGGGCCUUUGAUUGGUGAAGGUGUAAGCGUUGAAUGGACAGCACCUCCGGCAAAGCACAACAAUUGACUAUUUACAAGGAACACGUGUCAAGGACUGACGUUCAGCACGGUGCUUCCCGCUCGGCCGAGGGCUCGCCCGCCGCUUUUUCGUCUUCUGUCACUCCUUUGAAUUCAGUUCUCCGUGCAAACAACCGACCGACAUCGCCUUAGAUAAGACAUCAUGUUUAUUCCCCCAACCCUACCACCACCACCACCACCUUAAUGGAUGGUACACGGAGUUCGGAAUGUAUGAAUGUUUUUUUUUUUUUUUUUUUGCGCAUUGGCUGUGUUUACUGCACCGUAAAGUAUCUUCUGCAGGCUCGACUGAGCAGCGACAUGAUGGAGAAAGGUGCUUGAAUUUUGUAGUUUUAUGCCUCAGAUGUAGGCAGGUGGAGUUGAGGUGAUCAAGUCAGGGUUAUAAAAAUAGUCCCGCAUGAACCAGCCGGGAAAAAAAAAAAAAAAAAAAAAACACCCUGCAGAAAAUACACCAAGUAAAUACAGCCACAGCCAAUCUUUUCAAUUAUAAUUAACGUAUUUAUAGGAAAGAUAAUGACAUUUUGGCAGAGGAAAAAAAAAGGCAUGAGUGAGUCUCUCCUUCAUUUUUUAAAAACGGUAUUUUCUGGAUGAGCUCACGUUUUUAACAACACAUGCAUACAUACUGUAUUUGUAUUUUUUUUGGGAUGAUGUGACGCUUUGGAAGUCCCGGUGGGAAGUAAAGGCUGUUUUUGAAAGGCCUUCUUGAUGUUGUGAUGAUCGUUUAUCGCAUGAUGAACUUGUACUGAAAUGCCACUUUUCUCCUCCGGAGGCAGCAGUGGAUAGAAAUCAAUUUGUUCACUCUUGGGCUCAAGCUUAGAAAGUUUUUUUUUUUUUUUUUCACGGAUGUCACAAUAUUAUCUUACAAUGUCACCUGCAGAUUUCUCUC